AUGAAAACUGAGUUAACAAGCCUUCAAUCUUAUAUCGUAUUCUAUUUAUUCACCACAUUUUCAAGAACUAACGAACGCACUGUGAGGGCACUAUAUGACUUUGAGGCUGCAGAGGACAAUGAACUAUCCUUUGUCAGUGGCGACUUGAUUACCGUAACGGACGACAGUGCACCAACCCCGGCAGUAACAACAAUCGAUGAAUCUGUUCUGUUGCGUUGCAUACAAAUGCUAGAAGAUUGUGAUCCUACUGGUGAAACACCUGAUCCUCCAGAACUGGCUAAGGUAAUUUUACUCGCCUCAUCUCUGUAUGAAUGCGAGCAGUUUGUCUUGAUUUUCUUAGCAAACUUCUUUACUAUCUUAUCAUUUUCUUCAGAUUGA
This is a messenger RNA of Strongylus vulgaris, 378 nucleotides long. The record is from the annotation of a GenBank genome assembly. Lineage: Eukaryota; Metazoa; Nematoda; Chromadorea; Rhabditida; Strongylidae.